This is a messenger RNA of Porites lobata, 3007 nucleotides long. The record is from the annotation of a GenBank genome assembly. Lineage: Eukaryota; Metazoa; Cnidaria; Anthozoa; Scleractinia; Poritidae.
AUGACAGCUAUGUAUAUACCACAAUUCGCCAACAGUGCUGAACUAAGGCACUGGCAAGGCGUACGUUGGGACGAAACAAGGAAAAGCAGAAGGCGAUUUUUGAAGGUAUGUAUAGUGCGAUCGUAACGUUUUGAUGAAAUAAAGGGCCUGUAAGAACAAAACUUACAAAAUUGUUUUCCUCCUUUAUUUUAUGAGAGCAAACGAUGAAAUAAAAUUCUUUUGAUUUUUUUUUUAAAAGAGCGAAAUCCUCUUUACUUUUUAUUAAUUUGAAUUUGAGUUUUUCAUUUUGCCAUUUGUUAUCAGUUCGUACUUACGAGCAUAAACAGGUAACAUCGAUGAUAACGCUUUGGAGUAUUUCAUACAGCUAGUUAUCAAAGACCAGCUAUUCUUAAUUUUGACUGCGUAUACAUUUCUACUAGAAAGGAAGAAUUGCAUUAAAACUUACACAAGAUUGCAUAUAACUUAUCACAGUAGCUUCCACCCGAGAACAGUCUUAUAAGGGGUUUCAAAUGAGUUUUAUAGACUGCGAUUGUGUUGAAAAAGCAAAAUAUGUAAUCGAAUAUCCGAUCAAUGGUAAUGGCUGAACAAUUUUUACCGGGUCACCUAGAAAUGUUUUCACAACUUCACAAGUAAGCAAGUAAUAAAUAUUUUCUUUCUUUCGAGACCUUUCAAUUUGACGACAAUAUUUCAUCAUGCUUCCCAUAUCAAAAAAAACGCUCAUGGAAUAAUAGGCUGAUUUAUACGGUUCAACUUUGUCGCAUGCGAUGUGCUUACAAUUUAGCGGCCUACGCCACGGGUUGUAUCGUGUAAACCUAUCCUGCAACUGACUGGACUAGCGUAGAUCGGCGUUACAUUUAGUUUUUCAAGUUUUGAAAACGAUCGAAGGAGGUCUGUUGUUUGCAUUUGGUUGGGCAAAAAAAGGCCAUAUAGAAGAAACUUAGCGUUUGGAAGACCUUUUUCAGACGUGAAACCAUUACCCGAAUGAUCGGUUUUCAACUUUGAAAAUGUUUCAAUAAAUUGCCUUUCAUUCUGCUUGAGAAUUAAAUACCCAGUUUUCAGGAACUUUCUGUCCUGAGGGGAAUGGUUAGAAACAGAAUGCGAAAUGUGAAGCAUUUGACGAGGGUAGUAGUUUCCUGAUCUGGCCCCGCAGUUGUUCAAAAGAUGGAUAGAGCUAUCCCCUGCUAAAAAAUUCUAUCUCGUGGAUAAUGCAAUUGGUUUCUCUAAUACUUAAUUCAUCCGGUGGAUAGCGCUAUCCAACGUUUGAACAGCUUUGUCCUGGGCUUUUGGGCUGGUCUAGUAAGGUCUUGACUGGUAUAAGACUUAAAAGAAAUUUCUUUAUUUAUCCAUUUACUAUAUAGUUUAUACAGUUCUAUUAUUAACCUUGUCGUAGUGAAGGGUUCAGAUUUCAGCCAAUUUACAGAUGAAUAGACUAUGGUUGGUACAUAGUUUACCAGAAAUUUUAGAUGUUGUCUAAUUGAGGGAAAAUGAUCCUUGCAAACCAAACCGGGGGGGAAACUUCAUGACAUCGACGAUUUAUUGUCGAAAUUGGAAAAAAAAAGAAGAAAAAGUAAAAGAAAAAGAAAAGAAAACGUACGAGCGGAUAUGCUGAACUUCUCUGUCCUCUAUAUGUACAUAUCAAUGUACAUGCAUACAUACGCUGUUUACAGGUAGCAAUAACGACAUUUGAAUGACGAUUAUGAGAUUAACCCUAUAUUAAGAUCUCUCGUUACAGAUAACCCACCUAGCCCAGAAAAGGUUGGCCACAAGUUGUACUAAUAAUAACAGACUCGACUGAGUGCGUGGGUGGCCACGUCGGGUCAACUCCAAAUAAAAUUAUAACGCUUACAUACAUUUUUUUAUUCUACACAGACACAAGAAGGGGAGAAAAGAAUCCAACAAUGAAUAUUGUAACCACGAUCUUACUUGCACUCGUCGGAAUUAUUUUAAUGUCCACUGUCGUUAAAGCUUUGCCCAUUUUGGGUGAUGCUGACGAUGAAUUACACACAGAACAGCUCAGAGCUUUAGCUGACGAAAGCCCAAGAAAGUUUAAGCGAAUUUGUGGAAUCAGCAUGGUGUGCCGGCCGUACGGUGGAAAGGUAUAACGUUGCAACUCUUAUUUAACAUUGGCAUUUUGUCCUUUUAGGUAAUUCUGGUGGCUCAUUGGCUUAUUGCAGUGUUAACGGCCUAUAAUGAAUUCUUUUUCAUGCAUACCUCGAGACUUUUUAGCCCAGUGACCCUUCCAUUUACCUUACAGAUCAAAAUAUUUUGAUUAUAUUUCUUAUUUCCUGCAAAGCAAGUUGUACGUUUUUGUUACCUGUUAUUCUGUAGCCUUUUAUGAUCCUCGGUGAAGGUUGGUAUCUAGUUUGUUCUUGUAUACUAAUUAAUAAUAUGUCCGGGCAUCGACUGUUCUCGUAUUAUAGGCCUGGCUUUUCCUAAAAUGGCCGGAAAUUGAAAUAAGAUUUAAAUGGAACCCGAAAGCAUGACUGUAUAAGAGUGCAGGUACAGGAAGUAAUUGAACCCUAGCUCUGCAUUUAUAUGUUCCCAGAUAUCGUAUUCAGGUAAGCCUCAUGCAGUAAAAUAAUCGUUGAAAAUGAAACUUAAGAUUUCAUUGACACUAGGACGUCACUGGCCAUUCUAAAAUUUAGAAUCAAUGUUCUGCAUUAAGGAAAAGACACUUUUAAAGAGGAAGCAGCGACCUGCAAAUGUUAAAGUCAAAACUAGCGUGUAUGAAGGUGAUAAAACACUUUUUUCUUCUUUCAUUUCAUAGAAAAGAAGAAUAGGAAAAGAGUGGAUAUCAUCAAACAAAAAACUCAGCGAUGUUAUACACCCUUCAUAUAACCAAGAAAACUAUCAAGACUAUUAACAAGAAGAAUAAUCUGUAACUUCGAAGAAAAAGAACAAACAUCAAUCUAGAUCUAUAUUUUAUCUAAUAAAUGUGGCUCAGGUUCAGUUUAAGGUCGGUUUUAUGAGCUGUAAGAAUAGAGAGAAGGUUUCAAUAAAAGCAGCG